AUGAUAAAGUGGUUCGUUUUCCCCUCGAAGUUGGAAUCCUGCUUGGCUCACUUGAAUGAUUCUGAUGCCGUUAUUAGUUUUGGUAAGAUUGGAGAAAAUGGUCUCAGCACCACGAUUCGCAUGUUGUCCGUACCUGUUGAAAAGCGAAAAUGUGAGGAAGGCGACGUGGCGAUGGUCAUGUGUACGGGAGCUGGGGCAAGAUAUUGCAGAGCCAGUGUUGAAAGGCUCAAAUGCACCCCAAUGGCGUGCCUGAUGCGCUCUUUGGUACUGUUGGUAAGUGCGAGGAUUGUGAGUGCGGCGUACGUGACGCAUUGCCGGAGUGAAUUGCGCCCAGGGCAAUAUUUGUGUUUAGACUUGAAUAUCGACCCCGCGACGCAACAACCUCGCGGUUGCACGCCGGAAAACUGGGCGCUAGUGAAUUGCACAGCUGCCGACGGAAUCGUGUGCAACGAAACCGGAAACAGCACGUUUGAAAAGGAAAUCCCAUGCGAGUGGACGAACGGCUAUUCGUUCGAAACAGCCCUGCUCUUGUCUGUGUUUUUCGGGAUGUUUGGAGCGGAUCGGUUCUACCUGGGAUAUCCGGCGAUCGGUGUGCUCAAGUUUUGCACGCUUGGGUUUAUGUUCUUUGGGCAAUUGGUGGACGUGAUUCUCAUUGCGACGCAAGUUUUGCUUCCGAGUGACGGAUCGCAUUACGUCAUUAGUUAUUACGGACCCAAGUUGAAGAUUCUGGGGGCGGAUAACGAAACGUUGAUUUAUUCUCGAGAGCUGCGUUAA
Messenger RNA from Notodromas monacha, 774 nucleotides. The record is from the annotation of a GenBank genome assembly. Lineage: Eukaryota; Metazoa; Arthropoda; Ostracoda; Podocopida; Cyprididae.